Gadus chalcogrammus (walleye pollock) is the source of this 1989-nucleotide messenger RNA. RefSeq names its product 1-phosphatidylinositol 4,5-bisphosphate phosphodiesterase beta-1-like. Gene Ontology annotation, cellular component: cytoplasm; nuclear speck. The transcript is spliced from 12 exons. Bases 619 to 1989 code for a protein of 456 amino acids. Gene Ontology annotation, biological process: phosphatidylinositol-mediated signaling; lipid metabolic process; memory. Gene Ontology annotation, molecular function: calmodulin binding; phosphatidylinositol-4,5-bisphosphate phospholipase C activity. The record is from RefSeq and is a predicted model, not a curated record. NCBI's taxonomy places the organism in Eukaryota, Metazoa, Chordata, Actinopteri, Gadiformes, Gadidae.
GUGUGUUUGCUUUAGAUUGUUUGCCAGAGUGCUUUUUCACACCAUUACCUGCGCUGAAUACAAAUUUCUGGCACAAUUGACGCAACCGUAGCCGCCUCCUAUAAUGUGUGUUCAUCUAUGAGCUGGGCACCGCGGUGAGCGAGGCUGAAGUCCUCUUCUGCUCUCGGUCCCUGUUGCCUGCGUGUGAGCAGUCCGCCAGGUCGUGUAACCAGGUUAACGAAAACUCCCUCGAUAUACACGAUGAUACAAUAACACAACUAUUUCCCGGAAUCUUUCUCACCGUUCUUGUUUUUUAUUUAUUUUAGAGUCUCGGAUUUGACAUAAAUUGAGAGAAAAAAACACAUGAAGGGUUCUGACUUUGAGGUUAAAAGUUAGUUUUUGGAUGUGCGUGGGUGAGACCUGUUUCCACACAGAUAUGAUGACAGAGCGACUAUCAGAGGAAAAAACACUAUUCUGUUUUCACAGGUUCCUAUCGGACACACGUUUAUACGGUUUCCCAAAAUGCAGGGUUGUAUCGAGUUUUCCAAGGCUUGAGCCAGCCACUCUGGGAAGCCCCACCCAUCCAAGGAAUGGGGCUUUAGGAAGUCCAGUAAUUCCCCCCCAGGACAGCAGCCUGGGAUGGCUCGCAGGCUGGAACAUAUGAGGUUCUGCAUCGGAGCGGAAAUCAAACUGGAUGCGAAGCUCCGGGAGCUGCUGGAUGUGGGCACCCUGGUGGGGAAGAUGGAGAACAGGAUGUUGACGGUGGUGAGCGGCCCGGACAUGGUCAACAUCACCUACCUCAACUUCAUGGCCUUCCAGGAAGAGGUCGCUAAGGAGUGGGCAGAGGAGCUAUUCAACCUGGCGUCCAACCUCCUGGCCCAGAACAUGUCGAGAGAGGCUUGUCUAGAGAAAGCAUACGUUCGACUGAAGCUGCAGCCCAACCCAGAGGGACGAAUCCCCGUCAAGAAUCUUUUCAGGAUGUUCUCGGCUGACAGGAAGAGAGUGGAGACAGCCCUGGAAAACUGCAACCUCCCGACAGGCAGGAGCGACUCCAUACCCCAGGAGGACUUCACACCAGAUGUGUACAACAUGUUCCUCAGCAACAUCUGCCCCAGGCCAGAGCUUGACCACAUCUUCUCUGAAGUGGGGGCUCGGAGCCGUCCCUACCUCUCCAUGGAUCAGAUGACGGAGUUCAUCAACAGCAAGCAGCGGGACCCCCGUCUCAACGAGAUCCUGUACCCCCCCCUGAAGGCGGAGCAGGUCCAGCAGCUCAUGGACAAAUACGAGCCCAACGUGGCCCUGGCCCAGAAAGGUCAGAUCUCCAUGGACGGCUUCGCCCGUUACCUGUGCUGUGAGGAGAACGGCAUCAUUCCCCCAGAGAAGCUGGACCAGAGCGAGGACAUGGCCAUGCCGCUGUCCAACUACUUCAUCAACUCCUCGCACAACACCUACCUCACAGCUGGCCAGCUUGCGGGGAGCUCCUCGGUGGAGAUGUACAAGCAGGUCCUGCUGUCGGGCUGUCGCUGCAUCGAGUUGGACUGCUGGAAGGGACGCACCACAGAAGAAGAGCCUGUCAUUACCCACGGCUUCACCAUGACAACGGAGAUCUCCUUCAAGGAGGUCAUCGAGGCCAUCGCAGAGUGUGCCUUCAAGACCUCCCCCUUCCCCGUCAUCCUCUCCUUCGAGAACCACGUGGACUCCCCAAAGCAGCAAGCCAAGAUGGCAGAGUACUGCCGGUCAAUAUUUGGAGACGCAUUACUGACAGACCCUCUGGAGAAAUAUCCACUGCAGAGCGACCUGGACCAGGAGUACCAGGACAAGUUCCGCCGGCUGCCCGUGGAGAUCCAGGAGUUCGUCCAGGACAGCAGCAGGACCAAGCUCCGGGACGACCCGAGCCUGCAGAGCAGCCUGUCGGUGUCCUCCAUCAGCGAGAGGCUCAGCAAGGCCCUUCAGUCCGAGGAGGAGACGGAGGACGGGUCCACGGAGCGAGUGUACGACACGCCCCUCUAG